ACCUCGGAGCUCCGUCAAUGGAGAAGGGCUUGGUCUCCAUAGAUCGAUGGGUGAAAGGGAGCCAGGCUUACUUUCUCACUCACCUCCAUGCUGACCAUACCAGAGGCCUCUCUCCGCUAUGGACCCUCGGGCCCCUCUUCUGCUCUCCCAUCACCGCCCGCCUCCUCCCCUCUCGCUUCCCCGGGCUUGAUUCCUCCUUGAUUCGGGUUCUGGAGAUUGGUCUCACCCACUCCAUCACUUUGAUCUCUAAAUGCUCUGGAUCCGAGGUCCAUAUUCUUGUCACCCCAAUCGACGCUAAUCACUGCCCCGGUGCAGUGAUGUACUUGUUCCGUGGUGAAUUUGGAACUGUGUUACAUACUAGGGAUUUUCGAUGGGAAUUGGACUCUGAAAGGGCACAACUGGCUAGGAGAAACCUUCUUGAUGCUCUGGGAGGUGAAAGAGUAGAUUUGCUUUACUUGGACAACACUUACUGUCAUCCAUUCUUUUCAUUUCCUACUCAAGUUGCCGCCCAACAGGUAGUUGAUUUUAUAAAGCAGCAUCCCAAUGAUGAAAUCAUAAUUGCUGUUGACAACCUGGGGAAAGAAAACUUAUUGGUUUAUAUUUCACAAGCUUUGGGCGUAAAGAUAUGGGUAUGGCCAGAGCGCUUGAAGACCAUGCACAUUCUUGGGUUGGAUGAUAUUUUUACAACAGAUACCAGUCUAACCAGGGUCCGAGCUGUUCCUAGGUAUAGUUUUACAUUAGAUACACUUGAGGGACUGAACACUAUAUGCCCCACCAUAGGUAUCAUGCCUUCUGGUCUUACAUGGGGUUCUCUAGCUUUUGAGAAGGAUAUUGGAUAUGUUGGUCUGUCAGAAUCAGAAGGUCAUAGCGGUGAGAAAAGUAAGAACAAUAGGAAAAAGAUCUACAAAUGGAAAUAUAAAAAUUGUGAGAUACAGGAGCUUAUGAGGACUGUGCUGCCCAAAAACGUGUUUGGUAUUGUGUCUGCGUCCUCUUUCGAUAUCCAUCCUUGUCACCACUUUGAUAAUCUCAACUGUGAAUUAUGUACAGUCUCUGGAAGUGAGAUCAGCACAAAAGUCAGAGGGAAUCAUCUGGAUGCUUCUUUCCGCAAUAAACUUAACAGGAGAGCUGUUUUGCAUCAGAAUUUGAACAGAUCAAAUGUGAAAUGUGGAAGACAUCUUCAACCUUCUGCCUCCAAAACUAAUAGAAACGAAGGUUGCACUGAGAAAGGGUAG
Molecule: messenger RNA, 1232 nt
Organism: Dioscorea cayenensis subsp. rotundata (Guinea yam)
Lineage: Eukaryota; Viridiplantae; Streptophyta; Magnoliopsida; Dioscoreales; Dioscoreaceae
Product: 5' exonuclease Apollo-like
Biological process (GO): double-strand break repair via nonhomologous end joining; protection from non-homologous end joining at telomere; interstrand cross-link repair
Molecular function (GO): damaged DNA binding; 5'-3' DNA exonuclease activity
Source: RefSeq, a predicted model, not a curated record